Messenger RNA from Aureococcus anophagefferens, 1440 nucleotides. RefSeq lists its product as hypothetical. The transcript is spliced from 3 exons. The record is from RefSeq and is a predicted model, not a curated record. Lineage: Eukaryota; Pelagophyceae; Pelagomonadales; Pelagomonadaceae. Bases 1 to 909 code for a protein of 302 amino acids.
AUGACGACGACGACGGCGGCGGCGGCGGCGACGGCGGCGGCAGCGGCGGCGGCGGCGGCGGCGGCGACGACCGACCGACCGACCGACCCAGAAAAUAAGUCACUGGAGAAAGCCUUUGCGGGCGGCUUGACCGGAUCCGUUGCGGGCGUUGCGCAGGUGCUGACCUUCAUGUGGCUGCGAACAGCAAUGAAUUAUCAAUAUCGUCAUGGUGGAAACUUGCGGACAGUACUGCCCCUUCUUUGGGGUGAGGGUGGCAUCCGCCGUUUAUAUCGUGGACUCCCAUUCGCUAUCGUGCAGGGACCGCUAUCUCGAUUUGGUUCUGCUGCUGCGAACACAUUAGUGCUCGGGCUCCGUGAUGCAGACUUAUUUGGGUUAGGUGCAUAUCCUGUCUAUGUGGUAACUUUUAUAGGUUCCCUCCUCACCGCCAUUUAUCGAUGUUUGAUUAUGCCAAUUGACACGCUCAAGACGGUGUCACAGGUGGAUGGACGCGUUGGGUUCGACGCUGUUAUACGGCGUGCAUUCAAGCAUCGCAACCCUUCGGUACUCUAUACUGGCGCUUAUGCAAUGGCAGCUUCGACACUAGUAGGCCACUAUCCUUGGUUCUUAACUUUUAACAUUCUAAACAGCCUCUACCCGAAGCAUGAUCGGGCCUUGUACAACUCGGUCCGCCUUGUAUUGAUUGGCUUCUUCUCUUCUUUAGUUUCUGAUGUCGCAUCCAAUCCUGUUCGCGUAAUAAAGACCACGAAGCAAUGUGCAGGUAUAGACUCUACAUAUGUCGAGUUGAUCAAGGAGAUAACCCAGAGAGAUGGUCCUAGAGCCCUGUUCACUCGUGGGCUUUCCACUCGCAUAUUGGCAAACGGCCUCCAGUCCAUCGUCUUUACAGUUAUCUGGCGCGUUCUUCUUGAAUAACGAAGACCAGAUAGACCCCUGUAGCAGUUUCACGAAACAAGAUUGCAGUACCACUCCGCAUCACCAUGUCAUUUGACAUUCUGUGCUCUCAACACCUUGUUUUGACUUAUGCUCUCAACUUGAGGUGGUCGUCGACCAGGAGACUCCGCUGGAAGGCUCUGGGCGCUAUGAAGCUAAUUUGAUCGCGCCUCUACCACGACAGAAAAACAGUGUGGGGGGGGGGGGCUUUAUAGUCCAAGCACCUGCCCAUUGUAACAUAUCCCGCCGGUGGGAUGUGCUAAACGCCGCUUCAACUUGGACCUCAACCUCAAACCCUGCACUUCAACAGGGACCUCAACACAGCCGCCUGCCCUUCAAAAGGGACCUCAACACCGCCGCUCACGCCUUGCGGCGGACCUCUGACGCGCCGCCCACGCCUUAGAGUGCGCGACCCGCCCCAAGCCACGUGCCAGAAGCCCUCCAGGAGCCCCCCAGAAGCCGGAGCCCUCCAGAAGCCCUCCAGAACCCUUCUAGAACUCUUCCGCGGACCCG